AUGGCGGUAGAGUUUGAAUUUGCAGUCAACAUCAUGGCGCUCAGCAGGUUGGUCGCGUCCCGUGGUUUGCUUAGGAGGACUGGCUUCUCAGCCUCCUCCUUCUCCUCCGGUGGUGUACAGUUUCGUGUUCUCAGCAUCUUCGGCGAGGGUCACAGUGAAAGUAUCCCCAUCAGUGCCAGUUUGGUGAAGACACAGCAGCCACCGGUUCGGUGGAUCAGUGCCAGUUCCCGGGCGGGCGAGAAGCUUGCCACUGCCAAGACGGUCCAGAAGCAUGACUGGAACCGAGCCGUCAGUGAGGCCGAGCAGAUCGUUGGCUAUCCGACGUCGUUUCUGAAUCUUCGGUUUCUGCUGAGCGACGAAAUCGCGAAUGUUGCGCUUCAUCUACGAAAACUGAUUGGCAGCAAUCAUCCGUUGCUGAAAUCGGCUAAAUCCCUCAUCUACAAUGACAAAAGUCAGCAGGCUUGGGGACUGAUUAUUCUGUUGAUUUCCAAAGCGGCCGGACACACGGCAUCGGUGCCAGAAACAGACCAUGACCUUAGCGUAGGGGUGUUGCACUCUCAGCGCGCCCUGGCGGAGGUUACGGAAAUGAUUCGCAGCUCUCAGCUAAUUCAUCAGGGCAUUAUCAACCUGCAGUCGAUGGAUAACGCCGGAAACGAUCUGAGUGGAGACAGUGACAUGAUUUUCGGGAAUAAAAUUGCUCUGCUGGGGGGCGAUUACCUGUUGGCUCAUGCCAGUAAACAAAUUGCCAGUUUGAGGAAUCAAGAUUUAAACAUGUUAAUGACAUCUGCCUAUCGAGAUCUGGCUGAGUCGGCCUUCAUUGGGGAGAGUGACGAUCAGAAUAACCCGCUGCCCUCAAAACCACAAACACCUCCCGGAACGAUUACCCCGGAAUGUACGUUGGAUGAGUUAGAUUUUGGGGAUGUGCAAAACAACCAGGAACCAAUGAAAAUAGAUGGAAUUAUAGGACACCCUGAGAAGGAAUGGUCACUCAGGCAUGUUUUGGGAGGUGGCAGUCUGCUGGGAAAAAGUUGCCACGGAGCGCUGAUGCUGGCCGGACAUCCCGAAGAACUACAAAAACAAGGAUAUCUGUUUGGUAAGCAUAUGUCUUUGGCGUGGCAAGCAUCCAUUGAGAUGCAACCGUUUCUAAUGAAUCAGCUUCCGUUAGGAGCACAAUUCAGUCUGGUAUCCGCCCCGGUUCUGUUCCACUUGGAGUAUGAUCCAAGCAUUUACGCAAUCAUCGAAAAGGGGCGCAACUCGGUGGAGGAUGUUGACUACAAUGCGCUGCACAAAGAAGUUUGCCGAGGACCGGGACUAGAGCGAACCAGAAACCUCCAGAAGAAGCAUAGCCUGGCCGCUAUGAACGUUCUGGAUCGAUUUCCUUCAACCGAUGCCCAAACGGCACUGCAAAACAUCAUCCUUGCGAUGCAGCAGUUGUAAAUAUUAGUGAGUAAACAGUAUAGGUCGACAGGUGAGGAAACUAAAACCAGUAAUUUAUGAUAAUUUUGAAUCCAUAAACACAUAGUAUAGUUUACUUUACCCACUGUUUGUUUCCGUUAAAAAAAUAUUGUACAGGGUCGUAAUUCCAUACUCGAAAUCGACUAAAACAAAAAAUAUCUCCACUAUAUUGGCCAAACUUGCAAACAAAUAUCCGGAUGUAUUUGCCAAAUAUGGCAUCUACAGUAAUACUUGUUAUGUUUUUUUGCUUAUCCAACAUCCUGGUACGAAACAAGAGAUAACGCGUGAAGAAGAGAACAAGUGUGAGAAGAUUUUAUAUCAAUACUAUAAUGUACAUUAAGUAGGAAUAGAAAAUAUCUAAACACUAUCUGUAUAUUACUGUAAAUUAGAUUAUUAUUUUAUUUCUCCAGAAUUCUCAUUCUACCUCCGUUGCCUCAAAAUUCUAAUAAUACUGAGCUGUAGUUUGUCUUUCGCUUACCUUUGGUUUUUUGUCCGCUUUGUAUUGAUUGCUUUGUUAUGUUUUCAUAGUUUUAUCACCCUGUAUUCGAUCUAAAUUAUUACGAUUGCCUCUUCAUAUUUUCUGUGCUUGGUUUUGUUUGAUCUUUCUUUGUUGUACACGAUUAACGUUUUUUCCGUUCUGUCUCAUCGCAUUUGAUCGUUUUAUUGAUUUUCAUUAUGUUUAAAUUCUUGUUUUCGCUGAAAUUUCUAACUUACGAUUUAAGCACGUUUAAACAUUUUCUAUCUACAAUUUGCUGUAUUGUUCC
This is a messenger RNA of Wyeomyia smithii (pitcher-plant mosquito), 2219 nucleotides long. Its product is annotated as all trans-polyprenyl-diphosphate synthase PDSS2-like. Gene Ontology annotation, biological process: isoprenoid biosynthetic process; ubiquinone biosynthetic process. NCBI's taxonomy places the organism in Eukaryota, Metazoa, Arthropoda, Insecta, Diptera, Culicidae. Gene Ontology annotation, cellular component: mitochondrion; transferase complex. Bases 1 to 1437 code for a protein of 478 amino acids. The transcript is spliced from 4 exons. Gene Ontology annotation, molecular function: prenyltransferase activity. The record is from RefSeq and is a predicted model, not a curated record.